GUGAUCAUAGUGGGCGCCGGCCUCGGUGGUUGCGCAGCAGCAAUGGCAAUGCACUACCAAGGCUUCGAAGUCUCCAUCUAUGAGAAAGUACACAAGUUCCUACGUCUUGGAGACUCCUUAGGCCUAGGUGAAAAUGCUCUCCGACUAUUGGAGAGGUGGGGACUGCACGAUAAGUUGAUAGAGAUCGGGAACAAGAGUGAGAUGAUGCAGAUUCGAAGGUGGCAUGAUGGGAAGAUAUUGGCCCAACAGCCGUUGAUGGAUAUGGCGGGUUAUAUUGGGCAUAGAGGCGAUUAUCAUGAGGAGUUUUUGGGGCGAGUGAGAGAAUUGGGAAUUCCGAUUAAUAUGGGUUGCAAUGUGGUUGCUUAUGACGAGGAUGAGCCGAGUUUAACGCUGAGCAAUGGAGAGGUCCACAAGGCCGAUGUGAUCGUUGCAGCGGAUGGCAUCAAGUCCGUCGCAAGAGAACUCGUCCUAGGUUUUGAAGACAAACCAAAGUCCUCAGGUUAUGCCUGCUUCCGAGCUUACUUCAAGGGCGCUUAUCUUAAAGAAGAUCCCCUCUGUCGGGAAUUUGUUGAGAAAGAGUGCGUCAACAUUUGGAUCGGAAACGACGUUCAUCUUGUCCAGAACACUCUUCGAGAUGGUGACGAAUUCAACUGGAUCAUAACGCAUAAAGAUACUGAAGAUAUCAAGGAAUCGUGGUUUCAACCAGGAGACAUGAAUGAGGUAAGGAAACUGGUAAGUGAUGUGGAUCCCAGGAUUGGAGCGGCGGUGAGGAAGACGAAAGAGUGCUUGGAUUGGAAGAUUUGUUAUAGGGAUCCAAUUCCGAGUUGGGUUAGCAAGAGCCAUAAGAUUGCGUUGCUCGGAGACUCAUGCCAUGCGCAUCUUCCGACUAGCGCCCAAGGAGCGUCGCAGGCGACUGAGAGCGCUGCUGUGUUGGCAUUGUGCUUGAAGCUUGCUGGGAAAGGCAACGUCCCGCUAGCUACCCGAGUGUAUGAAAAGCUUCGGUUUGAGCGAGUCCGGAAAUCUCAAUUGAACGGAGAGGAUAUACGUGACAGGUGGCAUAAUGCCCUCAAGAAUCUGGAUGACAACGUCGAAAUUGAUCCCGAGACUGUCAAAAUGAGAAACAGAUGGUUGUAUCCGUUUGAUGCUGAAGCGGAUACUCUGCAGCGAUGGCAAGAAGUCUCGGCGCAAGUAUCGAAAGAACUCCAAGCGGGGAACAUUUCUCCACUAUUCGAAGCGGCUCCUGCGAUUCAGACAUCACGGGUUCAUUGACAGAAGCGCCAUGCGCUGUAUAUAGAGAACCGAGAGAAAUAAAGAGUGUCCUGCU
Molecule: messenger RNA, 1324 nt
Organism: Hyaloscypha bicolor E
Lineage: Eukaryota; Fungi; Ascomycota; Leotiomycetes; Helotiales; Hyaloscyphaceae
Product: FAD/NAD(P)-binding domain-containing protein
Exons: 5
Coding region: 43-1269 (408 amino acids)
Biological process (GO): secondary metabolite biosynthetic process
Molecular function (GO): FAD binding; monooxygenase activity
Source: RefSeq, a predicted model, not a curated record